AAGCUCCUCUAUUACUAGCAGCUGGGUUAUGUUCCCUCCCAGUCUACCUGUGGGCUCAGACUGACGAGUCGCUGAGGCUACAUAGCGGAAGAUUAGCAGCAGCAGGGGGAGGAUGGGGAUGCAGGAGAAAUAGCAACACAACGGCAUUAACAUCGACUCUAUUGUUUCAUCACCGAACUGUGAUAGCUUCAGACCAUGAUUGAGACAUUUGAAGCCACACAGCUGAAUGCCAAACUGCCUUGUUCUAUCAAGAGAUAGCCAGUCUGCUGGAUGGACACCCAGGAGGAAUGACAGAGUCUCUUCCCCCUCGGGUGCUGCACCGACAGUCAGAGAAAAUGCACUGGGCCGGUGGAUACCUUGUACUUCUGCUGGCGUCCAUUAUCGCCUCUCACACCACCGAGGCCUUAUCAGUGGACACGAAUGGAACCCAUACGGAGAACAGCUCUUUGACAGACGGCGGAUUUGUCCCAGCUGCAUUCACAACAGUUAGCCAGAUAAUUGCCCGGGAGGGGAGCUGCGCGCUGAUUGAUUGUAAUGUCACCGGAGAGCCGCUCCCCAGCGUUCAGUGGUUCAACUCCCAUGGAGACCGCCUGGACACAGAGAGCGAUGACGGAAAGUGGUGGCUGCUGGACGGCGGCGUUCUCAACAUCACCGCCAUCGAGUUUGCAGACCGCGGGAAAUACACCUGCAUGGCAUCCAACGUCCAUGGCAGCUCCAACUGCACGGUGACGCUGCGCGUUGUGUUCACAAAUGGCGACAUGGGUGUGUACUACAUGGUGGUGUGUCUGGUCACCUUCACCAUCAUCAUGGCGCUGAACGUCACACGCCUCUGCAUGAUGAGCAGCCACCUCAAGAAGACGGAGAAAGCCAUCAACGAGUUCUUCCGCACCGAGGGCGCCGAGAAGCUGCAGAAGGCCUUCGAGAUCGCCAAACGGAUCCCCAUCAUCACCUCGGCCAAGACGCUGGAGCUCGCCAAGGUGACGCAGUUCAAGACCAUGGAGUUCGCUCGCUACAUCGAGGAGCUGGCACGCAGCAUCCCGCUGCCGCCGCUCAUCAUGAACUGCCGCACCUUCAUGGAGGAGAUCCUGGAGGUGGUGGGCGUGGAGGAGAUGAGGCACACCUUCGUCAGACAGGCGCCCGAAGGCUGCCGAGAGAUGGCGGGGAGAGUCGCCUCCAUCGGGGGGAGAGACGUCUUCACCAUCCUGCGGGAAAGAGAGAGAGAGCAAGGGAGGGAGAGAGAAAGAGAGAGGCAGCGCAGCGAAUCACCGGCCGCCGACUCCGACAACUCCUCCGUUCACGAGCAGCCGCAGCACAUCGCCAUCCAGGUGUCAGUGCACCCGCCGCUCGCCAUCAGCGGCUACUGCAGCAUCGAGGCACCACCUCCACCAGAGGCUCCACCCUGCUCGCCUCCCCCGUCCUCCCCACCACCGCUCUCUCCUCUGCACCACGACGAGGAGGCGGAGGAGGAGGUGGAGGAGGAGGAGGAAAAGCAGCAGGAGGAGGUAGAGAUGGAGGAGGAAGAGGAAGAAGUGGAUGUUGAUGUGGAGUGCACAUCUGUAAAUAAGACCCCGCCCUCCCAGGUGUUUUACGAGAGCCAUGUGUGACGAAAACAAACAAACCCUGGAGGAAUAAGUGUUUUCCUGCUAUGCAUUUCCACUUGAAGACAAAAAUAAAAUCAAACAUGUUACAUUUCACUUUUUUUAAAGGAACAGUCACACUUUAUUUAUCUUUUAGAGACUGAACUGAAUCUGGAAGCCUGUUCUGAGAAUAAUCAAAAGGACUUUAGUCAUUGAGCGUUUCUUCUCACUCCGGACCUUCAUGCUUGAAUGUACACGGGAGGGGUAAUCAAUAUUAAUGUAAUAAGCAGUGAAUUGUAAAGGGACAUUUCCUGUGUUGAGAUUGUUCAAGUUCAGACUUUUAUUUCAAGAGUUCAGGGCCGUGUGGACUGAUGACGUCUUCUUUGUGCUGGCAGCGCUGGCAGGUCAGCAUUUCCAGUAGUCAGAGGAUUUUAAAGGCAGUGUUGCUUCUUGAUCAUGACCAAUCAGAAGCAAGAAGAGGCGGGACUUCUGAUAUCAACUUUGACAGCAACAAACGGAGUAAAGAGGAGAAAGUAAGCACUUGUUUUUCGGGGUACAAUCAAAGAGGACAAAGUCUGGAGCUGUUGCUAAAAGUGGGACACACGUUCUCUCUGUUUCUUCAGGGUUGGUUUCAUUUGAUGGAAUUUUUAAAGAAAUGUAAAAACACCUCAAACAGGCACUACUACAGGAAGUGGAAUAACCCCGGAGCAACUUUCAGGACCUCACACAGUAAGCACCCUUGGGAAGCGCUCUAAAAUCGAGGUUGUGGGUGCUGCCAGCACAAAACCAGCAUCAUCAGUGGACACAGGCCCCACAGGCGGGGCUGAAAUCUCAGUUUUUAGUUACAUACAGUGCUCGGGUUUUUACGAUUCAACCUCAAGCUGCUCUAAGCUUCCUCCAUCCGCUCAAGAAUUCACAUCCAGCUACCGUUACAGCUGAUCCACCGGGAUUGUACAACGCUCGGCUCACCUGGAGAUGCAUGCUGGACUGAAAACUGAAAGAUGAUCUGAGAGUUCGCUCACUACUUCAUGAUUGUACGGCCUGCUGAAUUCCACAAAAAAACAAAACAAGAGUAAGCCAGCUAAAUGUGUGUGUGUGUGUGCUGUAUAUUUCCUGAUUAGGUCACACACCUGGAUCUUUUUCCUUUGGAAUAUUUUUAAGAUUAUGAUUAUUAUGAUUAUUACCCAUGGUGGUGUGAUUUUUAGGCAAGUUUAUCAAAUAGAGAAGUGUAGAUUUUUUCCUCCUAGGUUUUUAUUUGAUUCCUGGCCUGAUCGCAGCAUCGUUUGCUUCUUCAGAGGUUUCACAAUAAGACUGUGUUUCUGCUGCAUGUGAGAGAGGACAAUGAAGUCUGACGUGUUUCUGUGGGACUAGAGAAAAAAAAGGACUCUUGUCUGUCUUCCUUUUUGCUUGGCUAACGGUCCAGUGUGAAGCGGAGAGGAACUGGAUGCUACUCUGCUUUUACUGGUGCUCUCGAGAUGCCUCUUUUUUUGUAGUGUGAUAAAAUGGAAGUGCUGUGUAUAAAGACAACAAAAAAACAUGGA
Molecule: messenger RNA, 3118 nt
Organism: Notolabrus celidotus (New Zealand spotty)
Lineage: Eukaryota; Metazoa; Chordata; Actinopteri; Labriformes; Labridae
Gene: mfap3l
Product: microfibril associated protein 3 like
Exons: 3
Coding region: 288-1604 (438 amino acids)
Source: RefSeq, a predicted model, not a curated record